This is a messenger RNA of Colletotrichum karsti, 1491 nucleotides long. Its product is annotated as aminopeptidase y. Gene Ontology annotation, biological process: proteolysis. Gene Ontology annotation, molecular function: metalloexopeptidase activity; aminopeptidase activity. The record is from RefSeq and is a predicted model, not a curated record. NCBI's taxonomy places the organism in Eukaryota, Fungi, Ascomycota, Sordariomycetes, Glomerellales, Glomerellaceae. Bases 1 to 1491 code for a protein of 496 amino acids. The transcript is spliced from 3 exons.
AUGAGAACGGCCGCUCUCGCUCUGGCCCUGCCAACCCUGGCCAGCGCCGUGAAGUGCAAGCCCUACGUCGACUCUGAGUCGCUCCAAGAGCUGAUUGCGAUCGAUGACCUCCUUGCCGGUUCCCAGAAGCUCCAGGACAUCGCCGACGCGCACGAGGGCAACCGUGCCUUCGGUGGUGGUGGCCACAACGCCACAGUCGACUGGCUUGUUGAGGAGCUCGAGAAGCUUGACUACUUCGACGUCUACAAGCAGCCCUUCACCGAGGCCUUCGCCGGCUCCAAGGCGACCCUGACCGUGGGCGGCGCCGCUGUCGAUGCCCGGCCCAUGACCUUCACCCCUGCUGGCGAUGUCAGCGGUGCCCCCUUGGUCAGCGUCGCGAACCUUGGUUGCGAUGCCGCCGACUACCCUGCCGAGGUCUCCGGUGCUGUGGCUCUGGUGUCAAGAGGAACCUGCAACUUUGCUGUCAAGGCGGGCUUGGCCAAGUCCGCGGGCGCUGUUGCGGCCAUUAUCUACAACAACGAAGUUGGCGCGCUUUCCGGAACGCUGGGUGAGCAGUCGGACGCAUAUGCGCCGGUUGUGGGAAUCACUCAAGCGGAGGGUGCGAAGUUCGUGGAAGCUAUCGCGGCAAGCGAAGAUGUCACCGUUGUGCUGAACGUCAUCUCCAUCAUCGAAGAUCGCGUCAACUACAACGUCAUCGCCGAGACUCGUGGCGGAGAUCCCGACAACGUGCUGAUGAUCGGAGGCCACUCCGACUCCGUCUUUGCCGGUCCCGGUAUCAACGACGAUGGCUCCGGCACUGUGGGCGUUUUGACCGUUGCCAAGGCCCUCACCAACUUCCAGACCAAGAACGCCGUCCGUCUUGGCUUCUGGGGCGCCGAGGAGUACGGAAAGCUUGGCUCCUACUACUACGUCAAGCAGCUCAACAGCUCCGAGGAGGAAAUCUCCAAGAUUCGUGCAUACCUCAACUUCGACAUGAUUGCUAGCCCGAACCCGAAGCUUGCCAUCUACGACGGAGACGGAAGCGCCUUCAACUUUUCCGGCCCUGCUGGUUCUGAUGUAAUUGAGAAGGAUUUCGAGGAGUUCUUCGAGAACAAUGGCCGGGGACACGUCCCGACCGAGUUCAACGGCCGUUCUGACUACGCCGGUUUCAUCGAGAACGGAAUCCCCUCUGGAGGACUCUUCACCGGAGCCGAGGGAUUGAAGACCGAGGCUGAGGCUGCGCUGUUCGGUGGCGAGGUCGGCGUCGCAUACGACGUCAACUACCACUUAAUCGGCGAUGACAUCACGAACCUGGACAACGACGCAUACCUUAUCAACACAAAGGCCAUUGCGCACACUGUUGCCAAGUACUCCAUGAGCUGGGAGGACUUCCCCGCUGUCAACCUGGCCAAGCGUCGGUAUGCUGCGGACACCGCUCAGCACCUCAAGAGGGCUGCCGAGCUCACGGGUCACUCUCACGACGGACCCUGUGGCGGUGGUUCUCACGCCUAA